AUAUCCUUUCAGCGUCUGUCAAGUAUUUGAUAUGGAGAACUGUAAUUCCCCAUCAAAAAGCUUGGAAGAGAAUGUGGACCUUAUCAGCUUAUUCAUCUCUAUGCAGGCCGGCUUUAGAAGUGUAGCCAUUGAGAUUCACAACAAAACAAAGUCAAAAUCCCUUACACUUCCUCAGAUUUACUGUGAGAGCGGCAAGCUGUGUAUCCCCCCUGUGCCAUGCCUUUCACCAGGAGAACAGGAGGUGUGCCUUUUCACUAAGAAAACAGGAACCGCUUGUGGAAGUGUUGGGGUGAUCAGCUAUAAACUUGGUGGAAGUCGCAUAGCUGUACUUUUUUCCAACCCCUUUGAUUACAACAUAUAUGACAUGACGAUUGGCCUUUUGGUUGAUGACCAGGACAGCAAGACAAACUAUGAACAGUACCGGCAAAUGUACUAUAAGGAGAAGAACUCUUGUAGAUUUGUCAAAGCAGUGUGUGGCAAAGAGAUCCCCACAUUGUCACUGAAGAGUCACGGUGUCCAAAUCUCUGCCAACAUGUCGACGUGCCGCAAUGCAAUUCUGAAGCUGGUGAUAGAAGAUGAAAACUGAACUGUUUGAGAAAGUAGCUUAGAAAUCACUCCA
Molecule: messenger RNA, 619 nt
Organism: Polypterus senegalus (gray bichir)
Lineage: Eukaryota; Metazoa; Chordata; Cladistia; Polypteriformes; Polypteridae
Product: DELTA-sagatoxin-Srs1a-like
Exons: 3
Coding region: 32-586 (184 amino acids)
Biological process (GO): pore complex assembly; cytolysis in another organism; monoatomic cation transport
Cellular component (GO): pore complex
Molecular function (GO): channel activity
Source: RefSeq, a predicted model, not a curated record